UCCGGUUCCACAUAAAUAAAUAGCGACAAAAUGAUGUGGGGGAAGAGAGAUGUUGCUCGUUGUAGAGAAAGAACAAUGUUGAGGCAACUCUCCAGUCUUCAUCUUCAGCGCAUGGUUCAAGUCUGGGAAUUACAGGCAGGUUUUCUCUGGAUUUCUUACCCACUGAAGAAUGUUUUGUUCUAACGGCGCUCCUCCCGAACCUGCAGCAAGGACUACAAGACUUUUCUAACUGUUUCCAGCUACCUGCCACUGAUCUAAACAGCUAGAGGAGUCUUGGGCAGCCCAUGGAGUCCAACCCGGUGGUGGAUGGUCCAAUCCACAUUUGUGCUUGGCAAUAGUGAAGGAGGCAAAGAGAUAGAAACAUUGGCAGCUGAUCAGCUCCAUGGUUUUCUGACUUUACCGAGGCUGUGAUUUUUUGGCAUCUGAAAAAGAGGCACCUGCUGCUGAAAUCUUUGGAACUGUAGACAGCAAAACAAAUAGGAGAGGAAAAGAAAAUUCAUGCCAAUGACCCCGGAACAGUGCCCUCAUAGGAACAAUGUCCAGAGCACUGAAAAAACGCAAGUGUAUAAACUGGGGAUCUACGGCUGGCGGAAACGUUGCCUUUACUUCUUUGUCCUCCUCCUCAUGAUUCUCAUCGUGGUCAACCUUGCUCUCACCAUCUGGAUCCUCAAAGUUAUGAACUUCACUAUAGAUGGUAUGGGUCACCUACGUAUCACGGAGAGAGGCUUGAAACUGGAGGGUGAUUCAGAAUUCCUUCAGCCACUGUAUGCCAAAGAAAUCCAGUCCAGACCAGGGAGUCCAUUGUUUCUGCAAUCAUCUAAGAACGUGUCUGUCAACAUCCUCAAUGAGAAGAAGCAAUUAGUAUCUCAACUUGUUGCAGGCUCUCGUGGAGUUCACGCACGGGGCAAAAUGUUGGAGGUAAAGUCAAGUUCAGGGAAGCUGCUGUUCUCUGCUGAUGACCAUGAAGUGGUAGUCGGUGCAGAGAGAUUACGAGUUAUGGGAGCGGAGGGAGCAGUGUUCAGUAACUCCGUGGAGACACCACAAGUGAGGGCCGAGCCCUCUAAAGAGCUGCGACUCGAGUCUCCCACACGUUCACUGUACAUGGAGGCCCCUAAAGGUGUGAAAAUAGAAGCUGAUGCAGGUGAUUUCCAAGCAACCUGCAGGAGUGAUUUGCGGCUGGAGUCUAAAGAUGGAGAGAUCAGCUUGGAUGCCAAGAAAAUCAAGCUCCUACAUCUACCAGAGGGAAAAGCCUCCCCCUCUGGAAGCAGACAGACUGUCUACGAGGUGUGUGUUUGUCCCAAUGGAAAACUCUUCUUAUCACAAGCAGGAACUGGCUCCACUUGCCAGAUCAGCAACAAUAUAUGCCUCUAAAUACUUGCAAACUCACCUACUCACACACACACACACACACACACACACACACACACACACACACACACACACACACACAACACACACACAGUACACUUAAACACACAAAGGACCUGUUACUCUUGAAAAAUUCAACCUUUACAAGAACUUGACAAGGAUUUUCUCAAGAAUCGUGAAAACAGUGACAUUCGCUCUGAGAGAAAAACAAUAUCUGAAUCAGAAACUUUCGAGGUGAUCACCAGAACAUGAUGACAGUUGCCAUUCAGAUGCAUUUUCUCUUCCAGAAUUAUUAUUAUUAUUAUUGUUAUCAUUAAUAUUAUUACUGUCAUGCAGCCAUUUCACUGAAGAGAGUCCUGUGGAUGCUAAUCUUUAUAGCACCAUUUUUCACACCAAAAUAAAAAUUGUGUCAUUAUUAGCUCACCACCAUGAUGUUCCAAACCCAUUUUUAUUGUUUUCUUUUAAAACAUCUCUUUUUGUGUUCCAUGGAAGAAAGAAAUUCAUACAUGUUUGGAACAACAUGAGGGUGAGUAGAUUAUGAUAUAAUUUUCAUUUUUGUUUGAACUGUCUCUUAAAAAAAAUUAACUUUUCAUUCCUGAAGUCAGUACUAUUGUUAACAUGACAUUUGUAUUAUUAUUCUAUCCUGUUGAUGGACAUCUACAGCCAUCUUUCACAACACAAAACAAACUGAUGUUUCAACGGGACGCCUCCAUUUGAUGGUGAUCACCUGUACCCAAACUGCGCUUGCACUGGGCUUGAACCCAUGCAUCCACACUGUUCAAAAAGGAGAACAGUGCCUGUGCCUUAAUUCAAUGCACUUGUGACAUGAAGCACAUCCCACUGACUUAUUUACAAAAGGAGACUUACAUUAAUUUAGGUUACUUGCCUUGUGCUCCCCCGAAUUCUACUUUUUUAAUUGCGUGAAAAAUGGAGAGGAAAUUGUUGACACACAAUGACCCCAGCUGAAAAUUACUCACUUGUUAUGUUGCUGAUAAUGUAUUUAAUUUUGACUGGAGAAGAAAUUGACUGUGAUUUGAUUUCUUUUUUAAUUUAGUCUUUCUCUCAAGUUUUGGAUUGGCACAGAAUGAAGAUUAGUUGAGUUUGGGAGAAACAUUUUCAUUUUUGACUGAGUAUGUGUGAUUUUAAGUUUAAGUUUUAUUUUUUCUUUCUGUAUGAUUAAACACUUAAAUGGGAUACACAAACCAGAGACAAACAAACCAAAUAGCAAAACUGUCAUUCUGUCAUAUAUUUUUUAUUUGUUGUAAAUGUAAGAAUUGAAGUUCACAUUUCCCAAGAUUAAAUGAGGAAUUUGUUUGCCUUGAGUGACAAAUGCAACAUGAUUUUAUUAUACUAGUAAAUUAUAAAUGACACCAGUUUUUGAUCAUACCCGCUUAAAAUAUCUACACUGAUAAAUGUAUUUUUAAGGAAUAGUUCACCCAAAAAUGAAAAUGUUGUCAUCAUUUACUCACCAACAUGCAGUUCAAAUCCAGUAUUAUUUUAUUUGCUCUGUGAAACACAAAAGGAGGUCUAAUGCAGAAUCUCCAAACAGCUCUUUCAUACUAUGAAAGUGGAAAGUGACUUUAAAUGCCAUGUAAUAAAAAAAAAAGUUGAAUAAAUGUGGAAUAGCAAUUUCAUACUAGUGUCAUAAAAGCUGUCCAUAUGACUUAUGCAAUAUAUGUAUAUAUUAACAUGUAUAUUUCAACAUAUUCUCAUUAUUAUUCAUAGGUAUUGAAUAAUAAAGUGUAGUUCUAUCACACAUAAAAUGUGUGUUUGCUUGGACAUGGAUAUUUGCAAUAUCAUCAUAUUGACAACAUCUAGAAACAUAAAGUAUCAUCCUUUGAACAAUUUUGGAGAUGUACCAAUGUUUACUAACAUUUGUGACAACAUACACAAAUUUCACUUGUAUCCAGACAUGCAAAGGUCAUCAUGUGCAUGUGAACAUCGCAUAUAAAUAUCUACAAAUAGUAAAGAUCACCCUGCUAUACAGUUUUGUACAUCAUACAUUGCUUUGUGAUGAACAGACUCAAAUUUAAGGCAUUAAUCACAAAAAAUCUUACCGUCUGUCAAACCUGAAUAAAAGUCAAGUCAUUUUUAUUUCUAUAGUGCUUUUCAGAACACACAUAGUUUCAAAGCAUCUUUACAGAAAAUCAUGCAUUAAAAAAAAAUGAAACUGUAAUAUCUAUAAAGUCUUAGAGUGAUCACUGCGUAGUUUGAUUAAAUAUGAUUUCAAAUUGUGUAUACAAAUUAAUUAAUUAAUAAUAAAAGGCCCUGCGAUGGACUGGCGACCUGUCCAGGGUGUCCCCCGCCUUUCGCCCAAUGUUAGCUGGGAUAGGCUCCAUCCCCCCGUGACCCUGUACACAGGAUAAGCGGUUGACGAUGGAUGGAUGGAUGGAUAAUAAUUGUAUUUACAAAACUGAAAAUUAGUGACAAACUUUUUUUUUAUACGGGUGAACUAUUCCUUUAAGUCAUCAAGCAGUUUUUUAUUUUCUUUUACAGAAAUGUUAUUUUAAUAUUCUUGCUUCACCUCUGCAAAUAUCUAUAGAACUGUUUCUCAUUUCUUUGCCAGAAUUGAAAAAUUAAAAUUGAUACAUUGUUUUUUAUUUAGAUCUCAACUGAUCAUAAUGUCCCAGUGAAUUCUCCUGCUAAAUUACAGUGGUUUCACACCCCAGCUGUUAAAAUCCCUGUGACAUACCAAAAAGAGAGAAAAGAUUUAUGUAAUUGUCACUGUACCUCAUUAGCACUGUACCCACUAAAUUUGAAGUGAUGAGGAGUGACAGCUGUGAUCAUUGCAUUUAAAAGCUGAAGCCCUUAGCAAUUGUUGACACCCUAUUAACAUCCUAAAUGCUAUGGGUAGUGAAAGCAGACAGAAACACUGGGAAAUCUGUAGGGAACGACACAGCAUCACAGAAUGACUUAAUCAUAAUCAUUCUCUUUUGAAUUUUCAGGAGAAUUUGAAAUGUGAUAGUGUCCUGUGUGUGAAGGGAUUGAUUGCUAUUGUUGGAACUCUUGCAUGAGACAGAAAAGAUGGAAGCCAGUGACAGAAAUGAAAAAAACAUUUUUUUUUUCUUGUUUGAGCAAAAAAUAUCAUUUGAACUAGUUUCGCAUUUCAUCCUACUGUCACAUUUAAUUUUUUCUUUUAAACAAAUCUGUAAUUUGUAUACAGUACCUCCCUGUUUUAAACGACUCAACUAAAAGCAAGACUUUAGGAUGAAACUUCUGUUGUUUGAUGUGUGCAAUAUCUUGUUUGAUGAAUUAAAUAUUUGUGCUAAAUAAAAGUUUUCUCUACAACCAU
Molecule: messenger RNA, 4660 nt
Organism: Xyrauchen texanus (razorback sucker)
Lineage: Eukaryota; Metazoa; Chordata; Actinopteri; Cypriniformes; Catostomidae
Product: delta-sarcoglycan-like
Exons: 9
Coding region: 499-1371 (290 amino acids)
Biological process (GO): cardiac muscle tissue development; heart contraction
Cellular component (GO): sarcolemma; sarcoglycan complex
Source: RefSeq, a predicted model, not a curated record